Messenger RNA from Bipolaris victoriae FI3, 339 nucleotides. RefSeq lists its product as hypothetical. The transcript has a single exon. Lineage: Eukaryota; Fungi; Ascomycota; Dothideomycetes; Pleosporales; Pleosporaceae. The coding region runs from base 1 to 339 and encodes 112 amino acids. The record is from RefSeq and is a predicted model, not a curated record.
AUGGGAGAGCGUGAAACAAGACGCAGACUCCGUCAGCCACGAACAGCAGAACCUCCAUCGCGGAACCCGGGCAGUGAGUCCUUCACUCGAGACCCACAGGCUCUCGCGUCUCGCUGCCUUUCCCAAACAGGUCCACUUCCCCCGAUGCGCCACCUGGUCUCGCUCACACCAUUGGCUCGUCGCAAAGUCAGGGGCCCGUAUACUACUACAACGCUCCACUCUUGGGCAGAGGCUACUAGCAUGCUGAGAGCACAACCCUCUUCAGCCGCCGAGACUGGGCGUGCUAAUGCGUGUUAUACGGGACCCAUCAACAACUAUGGUCCAGUCGUCAGGAGGUGA